AUGUUAUUGUUUGACAUGCCUUGCGGUGUAUGUGAUGGCCUGUUGCCAGCAGAGCUGUGGUGCAUGAUUUUUGCGGUCUUGCAAUUUUUCCAUGUGCUUUUUUUUGUUUUUUUGAUACUUUUCUUUUUUCUUUUUUUGCUGCUUGCCUUUCUCCUUCCCUUGUCUGUCCGUGCUUUUGUACAUGCCUCUUCAUCCCACCACUCCUGCUGUUUUUAUUUUUAUUUUCAUUUCUUGCCUGCGGCUGCACGCGGGGAGGGCGUAGAAGUGGAGGGUGUGGGUCUGGGGAAGGAGACAAGAAUGGUGAAACUUGACGUGUCGCUGCUACGAUUUCUGGAGGAGGAGGACUUCCGCGUUCUCACGGCUCUUGAGAUGACGAUGCGAAAUCACGAUGUCGCGCCUACUGCCCUCAUUGAACGUAUCGCGCAACUCCCACACGGUGGAUGUCGCAAACGCCUGCGAUGCCUCCUGAAGCACAAGAUGAUUUACCACGAGAACACCAUGUACGAUGGGUAUGCAAUGAAGUACGGUGCAUACGACUACUUGGCACUGCGCACACUUAGCAAACGUGGUACCGUCGCCGCCGUAGGACACCGCAUUGGAUGCGGGAAGGAGUCCGACAUAAUUCUUGUAAAGGACGAGGCCGGUCACGAGUGCGUGCUGAAGUUGCAGCGGCUCGGGCGAUGCAGCUUCCGCAGUGUCACCCGCAACCGGGAUUACAAGGGCGGGGGCCGCACGCGACAUGGUGAAAGUUGGUUUUACCUCUCGCGCCUUGCCGCGGAGAAGGAGUUCUCCUUCAUGAAGAUACUUUACGAUGAGGGGUUUCCCGUUCCGAAGCCCAUUGACCAGAACCGUCAUGCGCUUCUGAUGGAGCUGGUGGACGGCACGCUGUUGAACAACAUCACUGCAUUGGGUGACCCGGAAAAGGUGUACAGGCGUUCUUUGGACCUCAUGAUCAAACUGGGCGAGCACGGCCUCGUGCACGGUGACUUCAACGAGUUUAAUCUCAUGAUUACAGAAGACAUGCGCGUCAUUGUGAUUGACUUCCCGCAGAUGAUUUCCACGAACCAUCCCAACGCGGCGGAAUUAUUUAGUCGGGACGUGGAGAAUCUUGCGAACUUCUUUCAUCGGCGAUUCAAAGUGACGACGCUCUUUUAUCCGACGCUUGAAAAGAACGUGGAGCGCAAGGCGGAAUUGGAUCGCGUCGUCUUUGCAAGCGGGUGCUUCAGCAGCAGACAACAGCAGGAUCUUGAGCGUCUUCUACAAACGCAGCUAACGGCCCAAGAUGAGGUUGACAGUGAAGAGGAAGACGGCCAAGAGGAGGAGGAGGAGGCAACGACUCCCUCGGGAAACGCGUCGGUGGAUGUUGUCUCUGCCGGUGGUGCAAACGCCUGCGGGGUCCAUGCGGCUGAUGGCAGUGAAGGGGAGGGGCAGGCGCGGCGGCACCCUCCGGGCGAAGUAGGGGAUGAUGACAAUGGCGAGACGAGUAGUGUGGCGCGGUCCCUUGACGAGGUGGUUGACGAGGCGGCUAUUGAACGACGUGGGCAGCGGCAGCAGAAUGUCAACUUCAACCCGGACGGCACCGUCAACGAGGAGUACGUGCGGUCGCAGGUGCGGCGCAACAUUCGUCGCAAAGACAACCACCAGUUUAAUGUGGGCCUUCAUCGCAACGUGCAGAAGGGGCGACAGAAGCAGAAGAUACGGCGUCAGAUCAAACAGGGGAUGAGCAACGGCUUGUUUGACUGA
Messenger RNA from Trypanosoma cruzi, 1743 nucleotides. RefSeq lists its product as uncharacterized. Gene Ontology annotation, molecular function: protein serine/threonine kinase activity; ATP binding. Bases 1 to 1743 code for a protein of 580 amino acids. The transcript has a single exon. Gene Ontology annotation, cellular component: nucleus; cytosol; preribosome, small subunit precursor. NCBI's taxonomy places the organism in Eukaryota, Euglenozoa, Kinetoplastea, Trypanosomatida, Trypanosomatidae. The record is from RefSeq and is a predicted model, not a curated record. Gene Ontology annotation, biological process: protein phosphorylation; maturation of SSU-rRNA.